AUGAAGAAUGCGACUGUCAGCGAAGGCUACGAGAAGGAACGCAACCUCGACUCCAUCGAAGAUACCAAGCCAGGACCGUUCGUCUGGCUCUGCGCUACCGCCACCGCCAUCGGUGGUUCACUCUUCGGCUACGAUACCGGUGUUAUCUCCGGUGUGCUUGUCGUCCUCGGUAACGAUCUCAAUAACAGACCUGUCUCGGAUCAUGAAAAAGAAGCCAUCACUGCACUGUGUGCUGCCGGUGCCUUCGUCGGGUCGAUUAUCGCCGGCUUAACCAGUGACAAGUAUGGUCGCAAGCCUGCGAUCUGGUUCGCUUCGAUCCUCUUCACCGUCGGUGCCAUCGUCCAGGCGACCUCGUAUACAAUUGCUCAAAUGUGUGUUGGAAGAUUUCUCAUCGGACUUGGUGUCGGUUCUGCCUCCAUGGUCAUUCCCCUUUACAUCGCAGAGAUAUCUCCGGCAAAGUAUCGUGGCCGUAUGAUUUCCAUCGACAUGAUCUUCCUCGGCACUGGUUCAGUACUGGCAUACGCAUUCGACGCCGCAUUCUACAAAGUCACCCAUGGAUGGAGGUAUAUGAUCGGUCUUGGUGCCAUACCAUCUAUCGUCCUCGGAAUCUUCUUGUUCUUCUGUCCCGAAUCUCCCCGCCAGCUUAUGGCACAUGGCAAGCGUGAAGAAUGUAUCGCAGUCUUGCGUAAAAUCUACCCUCAAGGUACCGAAGAGCAAAUCGCGGACAAGGUGUUGUCUAUCGAGCACGGUGUCAAUUCUGUCAAGGCUCUGAAUGAGGAGGUCUCGUCUCGCAAGGCCGUCAAAUAUCUGUUCACCAUCCCCGCCAACUUCCGCGCUCUCGUCGCCGCUUGUGGCCUCAUGUUCUUCCAGCAAUUCUGCGGUUUCAAUACACUUAUGUACUACUCGGCUACCCUCUUCCAGAUUGUGGGCUUCAGCAACCCGAUCGCCGUGGGAACGGUCGUGGCUGUCGUCAACUGGAUCUUCACCGUUCUCUCCAUCUUCAUCAUCGAUCGUGUCGGUCGCCGCCGUCUCUUACUCUGGACCAUGUGGGGUAUGCCACUCUGUCUUGCUCUAGCCGCCAUCUGCUUCCGUUGGAUCCCCCUCGACCACAAGACUCUCGAACUCACCAACGACAACAUCGGCUGGCCCGCCUACGUCGUCCUCGUCGCCAUGAUCCUCUUUGUCGCCUUUUACGCCGCUGGCUUGGGUUGUGUACCCUGGCAAGCCAACGAGUUCCUCCCCAUGGAAGUUCGCGCUAUGGGAACCACCUUUAUCAACAUCUUCAACUGGGGACCUAAUAUCGUUGUCUCAUCUACAUUCUUGACCAUGAUGAAGACCAUGACUCCCAGCGGCACUUUUGGCUUUUACGCCGCUUUGUGUACUGCAGGACUAAUAUUUGUCUACUUCUGCUACCCGGAGGCUAGUAACAUGACUCUGGAGGAGGUCAGAGAGGUGUUCCAGCACGGCUUCGGUGUCAAGUACGCUGAGGACUGGAGAAAGCAGUACAAGGUUGAUCAGAAGGUCAUGAAGGAGCAAGCGGCUGCCGGACCUGUCUAG
Molecule: messenger RNA, 1557 nt
Organism: Aureobasidium subglaciale EXF-2481
Lineage: Eukaryota; Fungi; Ascomycota; Dothideomycetes; Dothideales; Saccotheciaceae
Exons: 4
Coding region: 1-1557 (518 amino acids)
Biological process (GO): transmembrane transport
Cellular component (GO): membrane
Molecular function (GO): myo-inositol:proton symporter activity
Source: RefSeq, a predicted model, not a curated record